AUGGGCAAUAUUGGACCGUUUCAGAAACCCUAUAACAAAAGACAAUAUUGGGACUGUCGACCUAUAUACAGGUCUCACAAUUUGCCCAAGACAGCUUUAGUCAGUUUUCCAGGGUCGGGGAAUACAUGGUUACGUCACAUGAUACAGCAAGUUACUGGAAUAGCUACAGGCAGUGUUUAUAAUGAUUCUUCCAUUUACAAUCAAGGCUUCCCGGCAGAAGGAGUUCACGAUGACACUGUAAUCCUGAUCAAAACUCAUGAAUGGGGGGAGAAAGAAAAAGGUAGAUAUCAGAAAGCUGUUAUUUUGAUCAGAGAUCCAUUUGAUGCUUUAAGAGCAGAGUUUAACCGACAACAUAGAGGUCAUUUAGGUCACGCUUCAUAUUUCGACUAUAAACAAUGUAAGUAUAAGAUACGUAUGAUUGUACCAAUAAUCAUCAAACGUCUUUCUUUUCCAGAUUGGCGAAAUUUUAUCCACGAAAACGCCGGAUUGUGGAAUAUAAUUUACUUGGAUUGGUUGAAAUUCAAAGGCCCAAUUCAAGUGAUUCAUUUUGAAAAACUACGAAAUGACCCUGCUUAUGAAAUCCAGAAAUUGCUAACGUUCUUAGUCGUACCGUAUACGAAAUCGGACAUGUCUUGUAUGAUGAAAAAUAGAGAUGGUAGAUUUAGGCGGAAUUUUAUUCAAAUCCUUCAACCAUUUCAGAGGUUUUCUUAUUAUAUGAAGAUGUCGAUCAAGGCGUACAAAUUGAAUAUCACAAAAGAAAUUGGUCUACUGACUAGAAAUUAA
Messenger RNA from Lottia gigantea (owl limpet), 783 nucleotides. RefSeq lists its product as hypothetical. Lineage: Eukaryota; Metazoa; Mollusca; Gastropoda; Lottiidae. The transcript has 3 exons. Bases 1 to 783 code for a protein of 260 amino acids. The record is from RefSeq and is a predicted model, not a curated record. Gene Ontology annotation, molecular function: sulfotransferase activity.